Molecule: messenger RNA, 954 nt
Organism: Parnassius apollo (apollo)
Lineage: Eukaryota; Metazoa; Arthropoda; Insecta; Lepidoptera; Papilionidae
Source: the annotation of a GenBank genome assembly
AUGUAUGAGGAUAUUUCUAGAGCCAUGCAUUCCUCCAAAACCCACUACACGGUGUUGAUGGGAGACUUCAACGCAAAACUAGGCACAAGAGAAGGCGGUGAGCUGAAGGUAGGGAAAUUUGAAGUAGGGCAACGGAACCGUAGGGGCCAGCAGCUGGCUGACUUUAUGGAGAAAGAGGGACUCUUUAUGAUAAACUCUUUCUUCCAGAAGCGGCCCCACAGGAAGUGGACCUGGUCGAGUCCCAACGGUUCGACAAAAAAUGAGAUUGACUUCAUUAUGACGACCAGACGCCAACUGUUCAGUGAUGUCUCAGUGAUCGCAAGGGUGAAAAACGGCAGCGAUCACCGAAUGGUUAGAGGCACACUGAACCUAAACGUUAAGUUGGAGAGGUCUCGUCUAAUGAAGUCAACGCACCGUCCCCCUCGUGCUCUAAUCCAGAAUCCCGAAACCUUUCAGCUCGAGUUACGUAACCGCUUUCAGUGCCUAGAAGAUUGCAAUGCAGUGGACGAUAUUAAUGACAAGCUCGUGGAAACUGUCCAUGCGGUCGGAGCUAAGUUCUGCAAGACCCGCCGCAGAAGAACACAAAAACUCUCCGAUCACACUCUUAAUCUCAUGGCUGUUAGACGGGAGAUGAGGCUGCAAUCGUCAACAGAUUUGACAGCAUACAGGCAACUGAACAGACAGAUCUCCAAAUGCAUGCGGCGAGACUUACGCAAAUUUAAUACUGCUGGUAUUAAAGAAGCGAUCGAGCGGAACCAGGGCUCCAAAGUCUUUGCCAGAGAUCUGUCUGCCAGAAAGAGCCAAUUGUCAAAGCUGAAGACUGAGUGUGGCAGCAUCGUUUCUAAGGCACCUGAGAUUUUGAGUAAGAUUGAGAGGUUCUAUGGGCAGCUGUACACAUCAUCGUUGGAGCCACACGCAAGUGUGAGUAAUGAUCCAAGAGCAAGUCUUACCUGA